AUGCUGUCGCGAGCCGCAUUGUACCGCCCGCGGAAGGCAGAAGAACAGACGGCCGGCCGAAGUAGACAGGGUAGGCUCCCAGGCGGCUCUGUACGGGAUCAGUACCACUUGUACAUGCGGAUGAAUGGGCGAUUCAUGAUCGGGCCGCCAUGCCGUGUCCACUCGAUGCCCCCUCUACCGGCCAGUCACCCUUGCAACUCGAACUAA
Molecule: messenger RNA, 207 nt
Organism: Protopolystoma xenopodis
Lineage: Eukaryota; Metazoa; Platyhelminthes; Monogenea; Polystomatidea; Polystomatidae
Source: the annotation of a GenBank genome assembly